Messenger RNA from Fundulus heteroclitus (mummichog), 6267 nucleotides. RefSeq names its product potassium inwardly rectifying channel subfamily J member 14 (gene kcnj14). Lineage: Eukaryota; Metazoa; Chordata; Actinopteri; Cyprinodontiformes; Fundulidae. The record is from RefSeq and is a predicted model, not a curated record. Gene Ontology annotation, biological process: potassium ion import across plasma membrane; regulation of monoatomic ion transmembrane transport. Gene Ontology annotation, molecular function: inward rectifier potassium channel activity. Gene Ontology annotation, cellular component: plasma membrane. Bases 660 to 2243 code for a protein of 527 amino acids. The transcript is spliced from 3 exons.
UUUUGUUUUUUUAACCUCUGCAUGUUAGGAUUUCUUCAGUUGUUUGUUCAAACACAAGUUGAUUAGAUUUGAUUUGUUUUUGUACUUAUAGGAAUUAUUAUGCAAUGUAUGCUGUUAUGAGCUGGAUGAUCUUAAAAUGCUUCUAUCUGCAUUACCCGGCUGCAGUGCAGUCACAGUUUAUAUUCUUCAUCAAAUGAUGCCUGCUCAAGACCUCAAGACUUUUUUUUUUUUUUUUGUUUUAAAAUAUAAUUUAAUGAGUCCUGCAUGCUCUUGUGUUGCAUCCUGAGGUCAGUGCUCCCCUGCAACGCCCUGAAUGAACUGCUGCAUGAGAAGCAAUUGCAAAAUAGGGAUUCCUUGGCUUGCUUAUGUCCACCUUCACUUUAGAUUACCGAUUUUUUUAGAUUGGGCCUGUCAUUGAAUAUAUCUAAAGUUACACAAGAGCCCACUUUUUUCUGUAUAACCUCAUAAGUAAAUACCCUGGAAAACCAAACAACCGGUUGUGGAGGAUGAAACAGGAGCCUGUUUGGGUUGUCCGUCUCUGUUUGGACCUACAGCGAGCUCCUUUUUUAAGAAAGACUGAAGGACUUUGUUGGUGAAAUCGUUAAUAAAUAAACUGACUGUGUCAAGCCAGACUGAGAAAUACAAAGAUUUUCCUGCAGAUGAUGGGAGCGGCACGUGUCAAACGCCGCUUCAGUGCUGUGGUAGAUGGGCCAGUGGAGGAGGAGGAGGUCAUGAGGCUAGCACAAAGUGCGAGGGCAGAGGAGGGCCCGACAGGGUCAGGAAGCCCAACCAGCUCCUCUCCGGUCCAUGUCCUCAAUGGCAAAGCUCUACCUCUUCAGAGCAACACCAACAAUGCACGGAGGCAGAGUGCUAUUGGCGGGCCAGCCGGAGGAGACGCAGAGGCAGAAAUCAAAGUGAGAGCAGGAGAAAUUUGCCUAGAUCCGAGGAAUACCAAAGGUGGUAGUGAAGGUGGCAGAAGGGAUGGAUGUUCUUCAUCAGACCAGGAUUCCCUCUCUUCCCCCUCCACUACCAGCCGGAGACGCAGCAGGCGCUGUAACCGCCGGCCCAGGCAACGCUUUGUGGGCAAGGACGGACGCUGCAACGUCACCUUCGUCAACAUGAGCGAAAGGGGCCAGCGGUACCUCAGCGACCUUUUCACCACGUGCGUGGACAUACGCUGGCGUUGGAUGCUGGUCAUCUUCACGCUCUCCUUUAUUCUGUCCUGGCUUCUCUUUGGUUUUGCCUUCUGGCUCAUUGCCUCUGUGCAUGGGGACCUCUCCAUUCAGCUAACCCCCAGCUCCGGUUCUUCUCCUGGAUCAGGAGAAUCCGGCUCCGGAGGAGAGUUUGAUAGAGACAAGGCGAUAGAGGAGCCGUGCUUCCUCCAGGUCAACAGCUUCAUGGCAGCCUUCCUGUUCUCCCUGGAGACGCAGACAUCCAUCGGUUACGGAUUCAGAAGCGUGACCGAAGAAUGUCCCCUGGCGGUGUUGGCGGUCGUUUUGCAGUGCAUCGUGGGCUGCAUUAUUGACGCCUUCAUCAUCGGGGCAGUCAUGGCCAAGAUUGCCAAGCCCAAGAAGCGCAACGAGACUCUGGUGUUCUCUGAGACUGCGGUGGUGGCGCUAAGAGACGGAAAACUCUGCAUGAUGUGGAGGGUGGGAAACCUACGGAAGAGCCACCUGGUUGAGGCGCAUGUCAGAGCACAACUACUGAAGCCCAGGAUGACCCCAGAGGGGGAAUACCUGCCGCUCGACAAUGCAGACAUCAACGUGGGUUUCGAUACUGGCACCGACCGCAUCUUUUUGGUCUCUCCGGUGACAAUAGUGCACGAAAUCAACGAAGAAUCGCCUUUUUUUGAGAUUGACAAAAAAGCCUUGAAGAGCGACUCUGAAUUGGAGGUGGUGGUCAUACUUGAGGGAAUGGUGGAGGCCACAUCAAUGACGACGCAGUGCCGCAGCUCCUAUCUGGCAUCUGAGAUACUCUGGGGACACCGUUUUGAACCCGUGCUGUUUGAGAAGCGAGACGGCUACCAGGUCGACUAUUCAUUUUUUCAUCGGACCUACGAAAUUCCAAAUACGCCGUCAUGCAGCGCCAAAGAGCUGGCUGAGCAGCGGUACAGUGGAAGCUCACGCUCGUCCUUUUGUUAUGAGAAUGAGGUGGCGCUGGAGCUGGCCUCCCCAGAUGAGGAACCGGGUCAAGACCAGGAGAGCUCUUCCCAACUCACCCGAAUACCAUCCUUGGAAGCAUGAAGAGUAACGGGCCGCUAAAAAGACAAGACGCCCAGCUUUAGAGGGCAACAGGAAAAGAUAGAGAGUUAGGCAAGUUUAUUUGGGCAGAUCAAGAGAAGAGGGACAAUUACGUUAUCUUUCACAGAGGUUGUUAAUUGUUAGAUUUACAUGGGAAUCCCAGUGUGGCUAAAGACUAGAGAGAGGAAGAAGUUAGUGAGGCGUUUGGGGGGUUUGGUCACAGAUCUGAUCUAGUUGUCUGAUUGGUCCUGGCAGUCUUUCACAACCAUUACAAACUUCAAUCAAGUCUCACAUCUGGCCCAUCACUACCACAGCACUGUUAUUGGACCCUGAUCCCUGAUCAGAAGGAUGUGCAGCAGCGCCGCCUGCUGGCCACAACUUGCCUCUGCCUCUCAGCGAUUCUGACCUGGAGAAAUGUUUGACUUUUCCUCCAGCUGCUGCUGUGUAAUGAUGAGUUUGUUGUUACUCAGGAAUGUAUUUUCAAAACUAUGCUGACUUAUCACUUCAGUAUUUUGCUUUCUAAUGGUAAGUAUUGUCAGUGUCCUUUCUGUAAGGCUGAAGAACGGGUACUUUGGUAUUUGAACAGGGAUCCUCACUGCAGGAACAUGGUAACAAGGAGAAACUGUUGGAAACCAGCAGCAGUUUCCAACAGUUUCUCCUUUUUGAGUGUAGUGCAUAUUUUUUGUUUGUUUUUGGCUUGUGAUAAGGUUAUUGGGUUGUAAUGUUUGUGCUGAAUUUACUUCUUUAUUUAAGCAAAGUCUAUUGUAAGGUUUUGAACACAGCCGGAGAGAUGAUAUUGACGGUUUCCAGAUAAUCUGUUAAUGUUGCAAUUUUCUCGCACUAAUAUCUUCAGUGUCCUAUUAUGUGUUAUGUCAGCGAAACCAUCUGUUCAUUGUAAUUCUCUGUCAUAUUUGGAAAAUGUGCUAAGUGAGUAAUGGGAUUGUAAUUUUGGAAGUGUUUUAAAACUUGCUGGUCUGAAUUUGACAUAAAAGGACUUGCUUAAAAUGCGAGAGACUUCAACCUCAGAAAAAAAAAUCAUAGCUCAGAUGCACUGAGUGGGACAGAUUAUAUGAUGAUUGCGAGAUUUUAGUGGUUUGCUGUUUUUUGCAUCCCCAAAAGACUGUCUUCUAUUUGCACAAGUGGACUGAAACACCAUAUUCACAGGAUGUUAUUCUAUUUUAAUCUUAAUAAAUUGUGUAAUCGGUAAGACAUUACAAAUGCUUUCUCUGUUGAAACGUGGUGCCUUCAGAACAGAGCUGUAAUGUAACCACAGCCUGUUCAUCAGCAGCUUUUUAUUUCAUGUUUUGUGCUUAAAGUGAUAUAUUUGUGGCGUCCAUUUUCUUCAAAAGGAUUGUUUUUUUGUUGGUAUGUGGUUACUUUUGAAAACUUGCAAUGCAAUCUGAACACACAAAAUCAUAUGCCCUUUUUCAAAUUAUGCUCAAAAAUUUUAAUUUCCAGGUUUCAAAAUGAAAGUAAUCCUCUGAAAUGCCCCCUGGAGUUGGAACAGCAAACUGGGAAGUCAGAUGUUUCUCUACAACUAAACUAAACUAAAUCCAAUAUGGCUGCCAUGCAUGCAAGAUGUAGUGAAACAAGCACAAAUAAGGAGUUUGUUUGGGCUUCUAACAGUUAGUAACUUGUUUAAUCAGUCCCUCACGUGAUACUGCAUGAUCUUCUGGUGUUGCAUGGUGGAAUAGUUGUUCGCAAUAUCGCCCUGCAAGAAGGUUUAUAGAGUUUGCGUGUUCUCCCUAUGCAUGAGCUCUCACUGGGUCCAAAAAAUAUGCAUGUCAUGUUCUUUUCUUAUUGGUAAGUGUGUGUACAUGUUUUUAUUUAUUUAUUUUGUCAGUGUUUCUCUGUGUUGCUUCUGGGAUAGAUUGGUGACUGGUUCAGGGCCCACUACGCCACCUUGCAACCCUGCACAGAAAAGCGAGUAUGCAGAACUGAUGUUCCUUUAGUGUUAGAAUGCAGUAAAGGCUGCAAUUUUAUUGAAAAUGUAAUGAACUGUUAGUGGCAGGUAGUAUUUAGCCAGGGCUCUUAGCUCAACUCUUGGCAAUCUCCUCUGAUUUUCUACCUUGCUGGAGGAACAAUGCCACAUUUGAAAUUCCUUAAAGCUGGAAUUUGUGUUUAGGAAUUACGUAACAUCUGAGUUAAUCUUGCUUUUGUUUGAAGUUGGUAAACCAGUGAUGUUUUGCAAAUUCCUCUAAUGCCACUAGUCACAGUGUGCUUCUUUCUAUUAUAUGCAUUGAAACACAAAGGAACUGCACAAGUUAAUGUCAUACAAUAAUAUGUGUGCUGGUGGUUUAAUGACAUGCAAGCCUUCAGAAGUACAAAUACAGUUUAUUCCUGCAAUUUGUACUGUGUGUGCACAGCAGCCUUGCUGUAUCUAACCGUUGAGUGUGAAAGCCAGAGUUAUGACUUCAGGGGGUGUUGCAUUUGAUAAUUCAUUUUUCUGACUUGUGACCUGGUAAUCCUGUCUCUUGAGUACAACACAACUUGAAUGUGGUGUCCUUCCAAGUCCCGAUUUCAGAGGUAAAUGGAACGCACCAUUGCUGCUAAUCCAUUCCGCAGCUGAGCACGUACACCAUGGCCACACACUGAAUGUAUAAGAAGCUUUGUUCUUUUAUUGUAGACAACAGUAGAUGCACUUUCUAGUUAUUUUUUUAAAAGGACAAUAAAUAUUUGGGCUAAUUUUACUCUAGUAUAAGUUAUUGUGAAUCCCACAGCCAAAGUUGUUAAAUGUUUUGAGUGUAAUUCAGCGUGAAUGGAAGCAACAUUUAUAGUCACCCAAAUUGGCCUGGCCAACGCGUAACCUGUGAUUUUGUUCUUUGAGUUUUGUUGAAAAGUAAAAUGUUAAGGCCUGCAUCGUCAGCUUACAGCUAGAAAAGGAUUCAUACGCAGAGCAGAACUGAGCAGAUCAGACAGGAAGAACGGGAACUGGACCGGACACAGAAUAGUAAUCAGGCAGGGAAACUAAGGAGGGUGGCAGACAACGGAGGCAACGGAAGAAUCUGACAACUGGACAGCUUAUAUACAGGGGAGAAAAGUGGAGAAAGAUAUGGCAACACAGAUGGGAGUGAUCAGGUGGAAAAGUGAGACACCUGAGAGCAAUAAAGGCAGAGGCAACUGAGGCAAGGAGAGUAAUAGGCAGAAUGAGAGAAAUCAAACAGAGAAUAUAUGAAAAAUACAAAGAACAAGAAUGAACUAAGAAGCCAAAUGAACCAAAAUGGCUACAACUAGAAAACAGAAACAGCAGAGACUUAAAAGAAACCCAAAAACUCAAACACCAAAGGCUCAUGACAUAUACGACAUAUUAAGCUCUGCAAUGGUACAAUAUCUUUGCGAAAUCUGACAUUGUGCAAAAGCUUUGUAGCAUGAAGAGGAAGUGUGUUAUUAACUAGUGACAUUUUGUUCGUUACAGACAGUGGUAAUACUGAGCCAAAGGUACUGUUUCCUUUGCUGUUCUUCUUCAUAGUGUCCAUGUCCUAUUAAUAGCAUCACUGGCGGCUCCUGUCAUUCACCCUGCCUCCACCGCCACCAAAUGUAACUUGAACCUAAAGCACCAUCACUUUUGAACUUCAAAGAAACAGCAUUUGUAUGUGAUUUACUGCUCACAAUACUGGUCAGCACAUUGCGAUAUAUAACUGCAUAAUACGCUGUAAUGCUAUCAUUUUUUGUAAACUAAGGGAAGAAAAAGAAAUUGAAUGUUUUAGAGAUGUUUUUACUGUUUUAGCAAUGAGAAUUCUGAAUUUUACUUUGUACUUUUAGAGUGGCCUCAGGCACAGAGCACUCCCAAAUAAAACACAACUGUUUUAUUGAACAAAGAAAGGAAACUGAUACAACGGCAAUACUUUUGUUUGUGUGUUUGUUUGUUUUAUUUUUCUGGUUGCUUUCUUCACGUUGUUAGAUUACAGAGACCUUUAAGCACAUUCAAGAAGUAGCACUGCUGUGUAUGACUGAUACAAGAAUUAUCUGGAUUUUGUUUAUCUUUGUAAUUAAUAAUUAUGCAUAAUUAUUAUGCACGUUUGAAGUU